Ilex paraguariensis (yerba mate) is the source of this 1296-nucleotide messenger RNA. The record is from the annotation of a GenBank genome assembly. NCBI's taxonomy places the organism in Eukaryota, Viridiplantae, Streptophyta, Magnoliopsida, Aquifoliales, Aquifoliaceae.
AUGAAGGUUGACGUUGAAGUUAUCUCGAGAGAGACAAUCACUCCAUCUUCUUCAACCCCUGACCACCUGCGCAACUAUCAACUUUCAUUUCUCGAUCAAAUAUCCCCUCCAAUUUUUAUGCCUCUAGUUCUCUUCUAUCCCGUGGACGUGGAUAACAAAUACAACAGUGCAGUCAGAUCAAAUUAUUUAAAGAAGUCUCUUUCUGAGACCUUAACUCGAUUCUAUCCCUUAGCAGGACGAGUUAUCGACAACAUUUAUGUCGAUUGCAAUGAUGAGGGUGUCCCCUACGUAGAAGCUCGUGUCAACUGCCAACUCUCCGAGGUCAUUAGAAAUCCAAUCCCUGGUGAACUCAACAAGUUCCUCCCAUAUGAAUUGGAUGAUACUAAUGAUCUUGGUAUGGCCAUUCAAGUGAACUUCUUCGACUGUGGUGGCCUGGCGGUUGGUGUACUCAUAUCUCACAAGAUUGCUGAUGCUUUCUCCUUUAUCAUGUUUGUCAAUAAUUGGGCAGCCACCGCCCGUGGGGAUAGCGAUUUACAUUGUCCAAGAUUUGAAUCAGCAACGCUCUUCCCACCAAUUGAUAUAACUAGCUUCAAACCAAGUAUUGGCAUGACUAAAGAAAAUAUUGUAACAAAAAGGUUUGUUUUCAUUGCUUCUAAGAUAGCUGCUCUUAGAGACAAAUAUACUGAGAAUACAAUCAAUAAUGGUCCAAAAAGGCCAACACGAAUUGAAGCACUUUCAGCCUUCAUAUGGAGUCGUUUUAUAGCUGCCACAGGAAUAAAAGCAGACCCCAAUAAGCUCUACCUUGUGCUUCAUGCAGUAAACCUACGACCGAGGUUUGAUCCACCACUGCCUGAUUAUUCUUUCGGGAAUAUUAGUCGAAUCUCGAUAGCAGUUCCAUCCAUGGACAGUGAGGAACCAUGUUAUGGCAUCGUGAAGAAGAUGAGAGAUGCAAUACGCGGUGUCGAUUCUAAUUACGUGACAAACCUCAGGGAGGGUGACCAACACUUGAACUUUAUCAAGGAGCUAGGUGAAAAUUACACUAAAGGAGACCUGGUCUCCUUUAGCUUCACUAGUUUGUGCAGAUUCCCUCUACAUGAAGCUGAUUUUGGGUGGGGAAUGCCUAUAUGGGUGGGUUCUGCUAGCCUUACAUUUAAGAAUUUAGUUUCUUUCUUGGACACACCAUCGAGGGAUGGAAUAGAGGCAUGGGUGAACUUGGACGAGGAAGACAUGGUGAAAUUUGAAGAUGACAGAGAGUUGCGGGCAUUUGUGUCCCCAAGCCAUGGAGUUGAACAGUGA